Miscanthus lutarioriparius is the source of this 2880-nucleotide messenger RNA. The record is from the annotation of a GenBank genome assembly. Lineage: Eukaryota; Viridiplantae; Streptophyta; Magnoliopsida; Poales; Poaceae.
AUGGCAAUGCGUGUCAUGAGAUUGCUGCGCGCCGCCACCUUCGUCAUGAUUGCAAUGGUCUCCUGGGGAACGCACGGCAGUGCCAGCGACGAGGCCAGUUCUCUGCUCGCUUUCAAGGCUGAGCUCGCUGGCAGCAGCAGCUCUGGUGUGCUGGCCUCCUGGAACGCCAGCACCGGCAUCUGCAGAUGGGAAGGCGUGGCGUGCAGCGGCGGCGGCCAGGUGGUGUCGCUGAGCCUGCCCUCCUACGGGCUCGCCGGCGCGCUCUCCCCGGCCAUCGGGAACCUCACGUUCCUGCAGACGCUGAACCUGAGCUCCAACUGGUUCCAGGGGGAGAUUCCGGAGAGCAUUGGCCGCCUAGCGCAUCUGCAGGCGCUGGACCUGAGCUACAAUGCGUUCUCCGGCACGCUGCCCACCAACCUCAGCUCCUGCGUCAGCUUACUGCUGUUGAGCCUCAGCAGCAACCAAAUCCAUGGGCGCAUCCCUGUCGAGCUCGGCAACAAGCUCACGCAUCUUCGGGGGCUCUUAUUGGCCAACAACAGCCUGACGGGCGCCAUCCCAGGAUCACUAGGUAACCUUUCAUCCCUGGACUACCUUGAUCUGACAGAUAACCAACUCGAGGGUCCGGUACCACAUGAGCUUGGCAGCAUUGGAGGCCUCCAGACCCUUUUCCUCUUUGGGAACAGCCCAUCGGGUGUGCUUCCACAGUCCCUGUACAAUCUGUCAUCGCUGAAGAACUUCAGGGUAGAAUUCAACAUGCUGUCUGGAACUAUCCCUGCUGAUAUUGGCGACAGGUUCCCUGGCAUAGAAACCCUUAGCUUCUCUUACAACCGGCUACAAGCCAACGACAGUCAAGGGUGGGAGUUCAUCACUUCCCUGACGAACUGCAGCCAGCUUCAGAAUCUGAUUCUUGGCAACAACUCUUUCAGUGGUAAAGUGCCCGGUUCAAUCGCCAACCUAUCGACGACUCUCGAAACUCUUUAUCUGGGAGACAAUAGGAUUUCUGGAGCUAUUCCAUCGGACAUCGGCAAUUUGGUUGGUCUGAAAUUACUUGAGAUGGCAAAUAACUCCAUAUUUGGAGCGAUCCCGGAGAGCAUUGGUAGGCUAGAAAACUUGGUUGAGUUGGGCCUUUGCAACACUAGCUUGUCAGGCCUCAUACCUCCAUCACUAGGAAAUCUUACACAGCUGAACAGGCUUUAUGCAUACUAUGGCAAUCUAGAGGGGCCCAUUCCAAGGAGCCUGGGAAACUUGAAGAAUGUAUUUGUCUUUGAUCUGUCAACAAAUCGACUCAAUGGUUCAGUUCCCAAAGAGGUGCUAAAACUUCCUCAGCUUUCUUGGUACUUAGACUUAUCAUACAAUGCAUUGUCUGGGCCACUCCCAGUUGAAGUUGGUAGCUUGGCAAACCUUAACCAACUGAUUCUAUCAGGAAACCAGUUGUCAAGCAGCAUACCUGACAGUAUUGGAAAUUGCAUUUCACUGGAACGGCUGCUGCUGGAUCAGAACUCAUUUGAGGGAAUCAUACCUCAAUCUCUGAAGAACUUAAAAGGUCUCGCCUUACUGAACCUGACCAUGAAUAAGCUGUCUGGUAGUAUUCCUGAUGCCCUUGCUAGUAUUGGCAACCUGCAACAGUUGUAUUUAGCACACAACAACUUUUCAGGUUUGAUUCCAGCAGUUCUACAGAACCUGACACUAUUGUCGAAAUUGGAUUUGUCCUUCAAUGAUCUCCAAGGUGAAGUGCCAAAAGGGGGUGUUUUUGCAAAUGCAACGUCCUUGUCGAUUCACGGAAAUGAUGAGCUUUGUGGCGGAGCGCCUCAACUACAUUUAGCUCCAUGCUCCAUGGCUGCUGUGGAUAACAAAAGACAAGUGUCAAGAUCCCUUAUGGCCACCCUAAUAUCAAUUGGCGCACUUGUAUUCUUAGGUGUACUAGUUGCUCCUAUUCAUUUGAUCCACAAGAGGUUCAGACAAAGAAAGGCAAGCCAACUCGUUUCCACACUAAUUGAUGAACAGUACGAAAGGGUUUCUUAUCAAGCAUUGUCAAAUGGAACUGGUGGUUUCUCAGAGGCUAAUUUGCUCGGACUAGGAAGCUACGGUGCUGUUUAUAAAUGCACUUUACAUGAUCAGAUCAUCACCUGUUAUUCAAGCAUCAAUCAUCAAGGUGAAGAAUUCAAGGCACUGGUUUUUGAGUUCAUGCCGAACGGUAGUCUAAAUGAUUGGCUGCAUCCAGUAUCUAAAGUACACACUCUGAGUAAUACGCUCAGCCUAGCUCAGAGACUAGACAUUGCUGUAGACAUCAUGGAUGCUCUAGAAUAUCUUCACAAUCAGUGUCAGCCACCGGUAGUCCAUUGUGACCUCAAGCCAAGUAACAUCCUCCUUGCAGAGGAUAUGAGUGCCCGGGUUGGAGAUUUCGGCAUAUCGAAAAUCCUUUCUGAUGGCACUAGUAAAACCCUCCUAAAUUCAGUCAGCUUCACUGGACUGCGGGGCUCCAUUGGUUAUGUCGCUCCAGAGUAUGGCGAGGGUCGAUCUGUCUCAACUCUUGGGGAUGUCUACAGCCUUGGCAUACUGUUGCUUGAGAUGUUCACCGGGAGGAGCCCUACUGACGACAUGUUCAAAGACUCGUUGGACCUUCAUAGGUUCGCCGAAGCCGCUCUUCCCAAAGGAGCCUCGGAGAUAGCCGAUCCAGUAAUCUGGCUGCAUGAAGAAGCUAAGGCAAAAGAUACUGCUGAUGCUGCCAAAAUUAGAAGCCGGAGCGAGGAGUGCUUGGUUUCAGUGAUCCGGCUCGGCGUCUCCUGCUCAAAGCAGCAGCCAAGAGAGCGAAUGGCGAUGCGGGAUGCUGCUGUGGAGAUGCGUGCGAUCAGAGACGCGUACCUCAUGGUUGCCAGCUAG